This is a messenger RNA of Diabrotica balteata, 687 nucleotides long. The record is from the annotation of a GenBank genome assembly. Lineage: Eukaryota; Metazoa; Arthropoda; Insecta; Coleoptera; Chrysomelidae.
AUGGAAAAAGCUGCAUUGGCCCAGCAGGUUUUAGAAUUGGAGAAAACACAACAACUAUUGGCUGAUAAAGAAGUCGAAUUUAUAAGACUGAACUCUAAGUCAGAAGCAGUUCUACAGGAAUUAGACGAGCAACAAAAAUUCUUCAAACAAGUGAUGGCAAUUCUCGAAGAAAAUACCUCAUUCUCUUUACAUUAUGUCGAAAAAGAGAUACUGGACGAAUUAUGUAGACAGAAGGAAUCAGAAACCUUGAGAUUGAAGGAAGAAAGUGCACAAUUACAGAUAUGCUACAACACUAUUCAAGAUAAGGACCUGGAAAUCCCAAGAUUGCAUAAUCUUGUUAGUGAUUUACAAACACACAUGAAUCAGAUUACAGAGAAAGAUAAAGAGAUUAUAAAUCUCACUCAAAAUUUUGAACAUUUGAAUGAUAAAUUUAAGCAAUUGGAUCAGAAAGAAGCAAAAAUUAUUAGACUGCAAGCAGCUAUGGAUGAAUACAAGAAAGCACUUACCAACAACGAAAGAGAACUUUAUAACUUACAAAAACAAUUAACUGACACCAAUCUAGUAGUUGAAAAUCAGAAACAACAAUUACAAGACUAUAAUGCUCUUCAAAGCACUUUUGAUGAAAGAAAUCACCAAAUAUCCACUUUAUUUUAUUGUAUUGUUGAUCUACAGACUAAUAUCAUUUGA